This is a messenger RNA of Ilex paraguariensis (yerba mate), 447 nucleotides long. The record is from the annotation of a GenBank genome assembly. Lineage: Eukaryota; Viridiplantae; Streptophyta; Magnoliopsida; Aquifoliales; Aquifoliaceae.
GAGAGCUUCUUAAAAGUUGCUCACGCCUCUGGCUUUUUCUUUCGAUUCAUACCCAUACGUAGGGUUUAAGAAGAAUAACAGAUCGAACAUCUGAAUGAGAUAGAGAGAGAAAGAUAGAAAGCGCGUUGUCGAUUGCUAUAGUAUCUCCCGGAUAUUGAUGUAACAAAGUGCUUCCCUCUGGUGAAUUCUAAGCAGGAAGCUAUUUCCUAGUAUUUCCUCGAGAUGGCCAAUUUAACCAUAACUGGUAUUAUUGAAAAGAUGACGGGGAAGGAUAAGGAUUACAGAUAUAUGGCAACCUCUGAUUUGCUGAAUGAGUUGAACAAAGAGGGGUUUAAACUGGAUACCGAUCUUGAGUCGAAGUUGUCGAAUAUUAUAAUUCAGCAGCUUGAUGAUGCAGCUGGUGAUGUUUCUGGGUUAGCUGUAAAGUGGUGGGGCCUUUUCUUCUGA